This is a messenger RNA of Pieris macdunnoughi, 531 nucleotides long. The record is from the annotation of a GenBank genome assembly. Lineage: Eukaryota; Metazoa; Arthropoda; Insecta; Lepidoptera; Pieridae.
AUGUCCCGUCAAACAUCAAGGCUUGAUGCUAAGAAAGUUAACUCCGAACUUUUAACCCUUACAUACGGCGCCCUCGUCUCACAAAUGUUAAAGGAAAUGGAUAAUCCAGAUGAUGUUAAUAAACAGUUAGAACGAAUUGGUUAUAAUAUGGGAGUACGUUUAAUUGAAGAUUUUUUAGCUAGGACUGGAUCUAACAGGUGCAUGGAAAUGAGAGAGACAGCAGACAAAAUACAACAGGCGUUUCGACUUUACCUUAACAUGCAGCCAACAGUAACAAGCUGGAGUAGUUCUGGGGAUGAAUUUUCUUUAGUCUGGGACCAAUGCCCACUGAGUGAAUGGGUUGAGAUGCCAAAUAAUGGUCUUAAAUACUGUGCUCUUAUUCCUGGGGCUAUUAGAGGUGCAUUGCAAAUGGUUCAGCUUGAUGUUCAAUGCUGGUUUAUACAGGAUCAGUUAAAAGGAGAUGCAGUGACUGAGCUCCGAGUAAAAUAUAUCAAAAGACUGGAAGAUGCUGUACCAGCUGGAGAAGAUUAG